Messenger RNA from Aspergillus ruber CBS 135680, 1311 nucleotides. RefSeq names its product cyclin-dependent serine/threonine protein kinase SSN3 (gene ssn3). Bases 1 to 1311 code for a protein of 436 amino acids. Gene Ontology annotation, molecular function: RNA polymerase II CTD heptapeptide repeat kinase activity; cyclin-dependent protein serine/threonine kinase activity; ATP binding. Gene Ontology annotation, biological process: protein phosphorylation. The transcript has 3 exons. The record is from RefSeq and is a predicted model, not a curated record. Gene Ontology annotation, cellular component: nucleus; mediator complex. Lineage: Eukaryota; Fungi; Ascomycota; Eurotiomycetes; Eurotiales; Aspergillaceae.
AUGGUGAUUGUUUUGUCUAUCAUGUUUAACCGCAAUUUUCCUCUUUUCAACUCCUUUGGCGGGUUUUAUCCUCAAAGCAUAGAUACAAGAAGACCGGCUGGAACUGGGUAUACCAGCAAAGUCCGUGUACGCGACAAAUAUCACAUUGUUGGUUUCAUCAGCAGUGGUACAUAUGGCCGAGUAUACAAAGCCCUGGCGAAAGAUGGCCGGAGGGGUGAAUUCGCCAUCAAGAAAUUCAAACCGGAAAAAGAAGGCGAGGUCAUCCAAUACACCGGCCUCUCCCAAUCCGCCAUCCGGGAAAUGUCUCUUUGCUCCGAACUAGACCACCCCAAUGUGGUCCAACUAGCAGAAAUUAUCCUCGAAGACAAAUGCAUCUUCAUGGUCUUCGAAUACACAGACCACGACCUCCUCCAAAUCAUCCACCACCACACCACCCCGCAAAGACACGCCAUUUCAGCCCCAAUGGUCCGCUCAAUUCUCUUCCAACUCCUAAACGGCCUCUACUACCUCCACACAAACUGGGUCCUGCACCGCGACCUCAAACCUGCUAAUAUUCUAGUAACCUCCAGUGGCGCAAUCCGCAUCGGAGAUCUGGGCCUCGCACGCCUCUUCUAUAAACCACUUAACUCCCUCUUCUCGGGCGACAAAGUCGUUGUUACGAUUUGGUACCGUGCCCCUGAACUCCUCAUGGGGAGCCGCCAUUACACACCCGCAGUCGACCUAUGGGCCGUGGGUUGUAUCUUUGCAGAACUCCUCUCCCUGCGGCCCAUUUUCAAAGGCGAAGAAGCCAAAAUGGACAGCAAAAAAACCGUUCCCUUCCAACGCAACCAAAUGAUGCGCAUAAUCGAAAUCAUGGGCAUGCCUCGCAAAGAAACCUGGCCGGGUCUCGUUUCCAUGCCGGAGUACUCCCAGCUCCAAUCCCUCGCGCUAUCGCGCGCCUCGUCGGGCCACCACUUCUCCCGCCCACCGAGCCUCGAAUCCUGGUACACGAACUGUCUGAAAAACGGCGGCUACUCGUCUACCUCGAAUAUCGGGACCCCAGGAGCAGAGGGACUAGAUCUCCUCUCCCGUCUUCUCGAAUAUGAUCCUACGAAACGUAUUACUGCGCAGGAAGCACUCGAACAUCCGUACUUUAAGGAAGGGGGGCCUGUUUCUGCGGAUUGCUUCCAGGGUCUUGAGGGAAGGUAUCCACAUCGGCGGGUUACGCAGGAUGAUGGGGAUAUUAGGAGUGGUUCGUUGCCGGGGACGAAGAGGAGUGGGUUACCGGAUGACAGUUUGUUGGGGAGGGCGGCGAAGAGGCUCAAGGAGUAG